Messenger RNA from Ramularia collo-cygni, 765 nucleotides. RefSeq lists its product as uncharacterized. Lineage: Eukaryota; Fungi; Ascomycota; Dothideomycetes; Mycosphaerellales; Mycosphaerellaceae. The record is from RefSeq and is a predicted model, not a curated record. Gene Ontology annotation, biological process: protein import into mitochondrial matrix. The transcript has a single exon. Bases 1 to 765 code for a protein of 254 amino acids. Gene Ontology annotation, cellular component: PAM complex, Tim23 associated import motor.
AUGGCCGCCCUGUUUUGCCCACGACCGGCAACGGCAUGUCUUCGCUCCUUUCCACGCGCCGCCUCGCCCGUCAUCGCCAGCGUCUCCUUCAGCAGACAGAUCACACGAUCAUCGAGACUGGAAGAAAAGAGUCGGGGAAUUGCAAAUCUGGCGCUUCGAGAGAACAUUUGGACCUCCAAACAAGGUGGAUCAUCAACAGUGCGACAACACAGAUCGAUGCAGAUCCGUCAUGCAUCGACAGUAGAGACCACAACGCCUACACCUCCAACUCCAAAUCAAACUCCAUCAGCCGCCGAUGAACUGCUUACCUGGGAUCGAUUCUUCAAGCUUCGACGGACACGACGAUGGAUCAAUGCUGGUUGCUCUAUCGUCACAGCCGUGGCUUCUGUUGGCAUCUUCGCGCCAGUUCUCGCCCAGCAAGACUUUGACGUCUGGGGUGCUCAGAUUAGCGGUCUUGACCCAGUCAUCGUCAUUGGAAUAUCCACAUUUGGCAUUGCUGCGCUAGGGUGGCUCAUGGGUCCCACGGUUGGUAAUGGCGGUUUCCGCAUCUGGGCGGGAAGGAGGGGAUGGACGAAGGAGAUCGCGAGCAAAGAGAAGAGCUUCUACGCGCGAAUCAAGAAGUACCGUGCGGAUGCCAGUUCGAGCAGUCCACAGAACCCAAUCCCUGACUACUACGGAGAGAAGGUCGCAAGCGUGAAGGAUUACAGACGGUGGUUGAAGGAUCAGCGAGCGUUCAAUUUGAAGAAGAACAAGAACAUGAUCUGA